This is a messenger RNA of Penaeus monodon (black tiger shrimp), 2519 nucleotides long. RefSeq lists its product as uncharacterized. The record is from RefSeq and is a predicted model, not a curated record. NCBI's taxonomy places the organism in Eukaryota, Metazoa, Arthropoda, Malacostraca, Decapoda, Penaeidae.
GACCAGCAUAAAGUGACCGUAAGAGUGUCGGAAAAAGUGUACACCAACCGUGAAGUACAAAGUACAGUACAAGUAGGCCUACAAGGAAACUGAGUGAAGAUGAGAGUCAGCAACAGCAUCCAAUUUACACUAGUCGUGUGCCUCGCGACGUGGCAGCCCUGGAGCGGAGACGCCUUUCGCCACAGCGGCCCUUCGCCCUCGUCCGAAUUCAUCGUGCAGCCCUCCAACGUCACCGUGCCGGAGGGGGAGCGCGUCGUCCUCAAGUGCAUGACGUCCGAGCAAGCCCACGUGUGCCGCUGGUACUACCUGGAGCUCGGUCUCAACUUCUUCGACGAGCGCAUCACGCCGGUGCUGGUCAAGGACUUCAGCCCGGCGCACCAGAGGGACUGCUCCAUCAAAAUAAAGAAGGUGCGUAAAGUUCAGGAGGGUCAGUGGCUUUGCCAAGCUCUCAAGUUCCAUUCCUCGAAGUUCCUCAUGAGCAGGGCAGCUACACUUAGAGUUAUCACAGAGGAGGAGAGUGCCACCUGGUCCCCUCCCGCCACGGAGCCCAUCUCGCCGAGGCAUGGCCGACGAGAGCAUGAAAAGUCUGAGCCCGUGGAGUUUGAGGGCACUGACGAGGACCAGAUUCAGAACACUCCCGUGGGCGAACCGACCAUGCUCAAGUGCCAGGUGAACCAGCCGAUAUCGUUCUGCUCCUGGAUCAUGCCGCACGGAGCUGUUCUCUCUAAAUCCCAAGAGAACGACAAUCAAAACAGAUCCAAACACCUCACGGGCGAAUACCGAAUCGAGGGCGACUUCAGCGAGGGAAACUGCUCCCUGGCGCUGCAGGAGGUGAAGCCGCAUGACGAAGGCAACUGGCGGUGCGUGGUGCGCGUGAGGCCCUCAGGGGAGGACGUGAACGGCCCGCUCCUUCACCUGCACAUGACGGAGCACCACCUGCCCAGGCAAGGAGGAACAGCAUUGGUAGACCCAGAGGACGACUCUUUAAACUUGCUGGUUAUCAGCUUGGUGAUAAUCUGCAGUUUUCUGUCCAUCAUCGUCGUCCUGCUGUUCCUGUGCCUUUACCGCCGCGUCAAGACCCCGUCGGAGGAGACCCGGAAGAUCCUGCAGAUUUCGCCCCGAAGCAGCAUGGAGUUCCAGCACAAGACGCUGCCCGUCACGGAGCUCACGUCCGACUCCGUGAUGGCGGUGGAGCCCAGGAAGAAGCGGCCCCACAACUACGUGGACCUGCAGGACUACAGCCAGUACCUGGACAUGUCCAAGGGCUCGGCCUCGGACGGCGGCUACAUCAGGAUGUCCGGCUCCAGCCUGAGGUCGUCCACGUCCUCGCGCACCACGCUGUCCACCCUGUCCACCCUGCCCGUCGGCCGCAGCCGCUCGGCCAGCAACAGCACGACCCUGAGCGACGGCUCGCCGCACCUGGGCACCGUCGUGGACAACCCCUCCUACAACGCGGACGCCGCCCUCGUAGGCAGGGGCGUCGGCAUCCCGCGCCCCGCCUCCGUCUACAGCAACGACCACGUGUACGAGGAGAUAAAGGAGAAGAAGGACGAGUUGCCGGUGAUGGGCAAGAUCGAGGAGGCAUCGCCGGCGGUGACGCCCACCUACACCAACACCUCCGAGGACUACCAGGGUUACAUGAUCCCCAAGAAGUCGCCCUCGUCGGAGCCCCUGCCCUGCAUCCCGGUGAUGGUGCCCAAAGGAAAGCCGCCUCUGCCAGACCUGCCGGUGCUCCACAGCCACCUCCUGCCUCCCAGGGACGCAGCGGAUGAGGCCGCCCCGUCCUACUCACGGAUCGGCGAAGGCAGCUCGUUCCGCGGUGGCGUGGGCGCCCCGACGCCCUCCCCGCUGGGGCCCGGCUACUCCCGUGUUGGGACCGCGAUCCAGGACCCCAUGGAUGCGUACGACACGCCCCGCGCCAUCCCCACUGCCGUCCCCGCCGCCGACCCCCUGGAGGGCCGACACCCCCCGCAGGACGGGCUCCGAGGCCUCCCUGCAGCCGCUGCCUGUGAUAUCGGCCGAGGUGUGCGCCGAUGCGCUCGUGGGCACAAUCGUCUAACUGCCAACAUGAAAGACACUUUCUUCGCCUUCUCGACAGAAGUAUUUUUCGGAAAAGAAGAAAACAUAUUAGCAUUCUAGUCUCAUUCUGCAGGAUCUAAAAGUCAAUGUGCAUAAAAUAUAUAAGUACGGUAUAUCCAAAGUUCAAUUCCGACUGUUUCCAGUCACGGCAAAAAUUUUACUAAAGACAAUAUUUAACAGUAAGCAAAGCCAGGCAGCUGAGAUCAAACUCUCACCUCUCAAAUACAACCGGAUUCUACAGAAUUGAAAAUUGACGGUUACUCAGACCACACUUUCUCGUGGCUGAGAGGUUCCAAAGUCAGCAUACUUCGACUCUGAGCGGCUCGAGAAAAACGUCCAAGCGGUGUGACACGCGAGCAAAAAACGUCAGUGAACCGAGUGACUUGAAUGUCUGGAAUGGCUGUGCUCCUCUUAUCAAUGUGCGUUCGUGGCGCGGGUGG